AGAAAUCGUCAAAACUUGGAGGUGCGUGAACAUGAUUAUGAUGACCAUGAUGGUGGUAAUGAUGAUAGUAUUGGCGGGGUAAGGGAUGGAGGGAAUGAUGGUGACGAUAGUGAUGGUGGCGAGGGUAAUAAUAAUAAUCGAGAUGAUGAAGACACUGGCGAUAAUAAUAAUUGUGAAAGUAGGGACGAAGUUGAUCGUAAAAGUGCUUCAAACACCGUCAACAACGACAGCACUUGGAGUGCUACUAGCCCCCCACCAUCAUCUGUUGCUCCAGCUACAAGCGAUUCAACCACAUUAACGCCGAUCAAGUCAUCAAAUUCGAAACCGUACGCAUUCAAGAAAUCAUUCAAGAGCAAGUGGUUCACCAUCUCCAAUAAGAAAACUUCGUACGAGAAGAGCAAACAGCAACAGCAGCACUCAGGAUCGUCGGCCACCUCUUCAUCGCCAUCUUCAUCCUCGUCAUCGAGAGCGCCUUCGACGCCAGCCGCAUCAACCACAUCGAGCGACAGUCCCGAAUUUGAAUGCAAGAGUGGAAUCAGAUCGAAGUUUAGAAAGAGUAAAAAACUUUCACAGUUCAAGAAGUUUUCCUUCUACAAUUCGUCAUCUCGCCUUAGAAAUACAUCCAAGGUUCUCAAACUGAAAUCUCGACGUAGGUUCAGGAAGGGAGGAAAUGAUCUGGAUGGAGAAAUAAUGAUGCAAUCGCUGAUGGAAGAUUGGUGUAAUAAGUUGGUGCUAAACUCAGGAUGCAGUGAUGUACGUGGCGGAUCUGCUGCUGCUGUUGCUGUUGUUGAGAGGUCUGCUUCUUCUGCUUGCAGUACUCCUGCUGCUACUACUUGCAGGAAAAAUCUGAUGAAUCAGCAAGAUUACAACAACAACAACAAUGUCAACAACAAUAAUUACAAUACAAAUAACAAUAAUCUGCUUCAGCACUAUCCGACAAGAUUUCAAACAGCAACGGCUGCCUCUGCGACCAACUCAUGCAACGACAUCGGUGAUAGAAACCACCAUCACCAACAACAACAACAGCAGCAGCAUCAACAACAACUGCCCAUCACUAACAUCACUUCAAACACAACACCGCCCAACAACUUCAACAGCAACAAUAACAUCAUAUACGACUACAACAAUUUCAACUUGCAACAGCAACAUCAACAACAACAACAACAGUCGCAGCCAACUGAACUUUCGUGCAUAAUCUCGGCGGCCAUUAAAAGCUCCUUCGAGCCGGGCGAUUUGGUGGCCAAAGAUAACGACACCGACGUCUACGAUGACAUCAAGUGUAGUAACAUCAGUGCAGUUAAUGUCGUUGAUGUCGAAAGUGACAUCAAUAACUACAACAUGUGCAGCUACAACAGCAACAACAACAACAUCAUUAUCAACAACAACAACACCAAUAAUAAUAGUAAUAAUAAAAAUAUCGGAGAUGGUAAUAGUUAUAGUUGUUAUGCAUUUCCUGCAAGCCAAAUAAAACACCUUCCAGGCAAUGAUAAUCUCAAUUUUUCAUAUUAUCCCAACAGCGACAACAACAACAACAACAAUAAAGGUAAAUAUAAUAUGGCCAGUAUUAAUAAUACAGCCGCCCAAAGCAGCCGCAAUGUCAUCAACAGCACGGAUGGUAACAACAACUACAUCAAAAAUAACUUCAAUAGCACUAAUAACGUUAACAAAAACAUCAAUAAUAAUAAUAAUAACAACAACAAUAGUGAUAACAUUAACAAUAACAGUAGCAUCAACAAUAUGGCCGCACAUCAACAGCAUCAACAACAAUACUCCAUGUUCAAUCCGUUCUACACCAUAGACGCCAUGUACAAACAGCAGCAACAGAUCAUGCAACAGCAGCAA
Messenger RNA from Helobdella robusta, 1842 nucleotides. RefSeq lists its product as hypothetical. The record is from RefSeq and is a predicted model, not a curated record. NCBI's taxonomy places the organism in Eukaryota, Metazoa, Annelida, Clitellata, Rhynchobdellida, Glossiphoniidae. The transcript has 2 exons. The annotation marks the transcript as partial.